GAAGAGAGUGCAGUAACAGCAGUGGCAGUAGCAGGAUUAUAGCGUGUAAGCACAUCUGCUGCCUGUGCUGGAAUAUGGUGCAUCUACUGUAUGACAGGACUGCUGCACAUCUCCACUGAUCCUCCGCUGAUACCUCCGGAGCUGUCCUUUUACUGCAGUGCUGAACGUCCUGAGUCAUGCCCGACACGUGCUGGAUAUAAAACCUUGGCUUGGCACAGUGGAUUAUGAUUUAUUCUGCCCGGACACUUAUUAUACAGAAUUUGUACCAAAAUAGGUUCCUCGGCCUGGCUGCCAUGGCUUCUCCUUCGAGGAACUCUCAAAAUAGGCGCCGGUGUAAAGAACCUCUAAGGUACAGCUACAAUCCUGACCAGUUUCAUAACAUGGACAUCAGGAAUGGCCCUCAUGAAGGAAUAACCAUACCACGGUCUACCAGUGACACCGACCUCGUCACUUCGGAUAGUCGGUCAACAUUGAUGGUCAGCAGCUCCUAUUAUGCUAUUGGACACUCCCAGGACCUGGUUAUCUACUGGGAUAUUAAAGAGGAAGUGGAUGCAGGGGAUUGGAUUGGCAUGUAUCUAAUUGAUGAAGUGCUGUCUGAAAACUUUCUGGAUUACAAGAACCGUGGUGUGAAUGGCUCUCACAGGGGGCAGAUAGUCUGGAAGAUUGAAGCCAGCUCUUACUUUGUGGAACCUGAAACAAAGAUCUGCUUUAAGUAUUAUCAUGGAGUGAGUGGAGCUCUACGUGCUACAACUCCCAGUGUUACUGUGAAGAAUCCUUCUGCCCCUGUCUUCAAAAACAUCAACAACGAAGAUACAUCUCAUGGGCAAGGAAGCCGUAGGCUCAUCAGUUUUACUCUAUCAGAUUUCCAAGCUUUGGGGUUAAAGAAAGGAAUGUUCUUCAAUCCAGACCCAUACCUAAAAAUUUCUAUCCAGCCUGGUAAACACAGCAUCUUUCCAGCACUCCCGCACCAUGGCCAAGAAAAAAGGUCAAAAAUUAUAUGCAACACCGUCAAUCCUGUUUGGAAAAGAGAAUUGUUUAGCUUUGUAUCUCUUCCGACUGAUGUCUUGGAAAUUGAAGUGAAGGAUAAGUUUGCAAAAAGUCGACCAAUUAUCAAACGAUUUUUGGGCAAGCUAUCCAUGCCAGUUCAGCGACUCUUGGAAAGACAUGCAAUUGGGGAUCGUGUUGUUAGCUACACCUUAGGACGCCGGCUGCCAACAGAUCAUGUCAGUGGACAGCUGCAGUUUCGAUUUUCAAUAACAUCUUCUAUACAUCCUGAUGAUGAAGAAAUGUCCAUCACUGCAGAUCCUGACCCUGUUCCAAAUGAAAGUCCACUGCGCCACCCAGUGGAAGUUCUCUCUAAUGAGCCCCAGCGAAGGACAUCAGUUGCCACUGAAAACCCAACAUCAGAGUUGCCAAAUGAAUGCAUUUCUAGAAGUGGCCAUGAUAAGCACCCAGCCAUUGACAGCAGAUCACUAAGUCAACAUAGUUUACAUAAGACACCACUCACAAGUACAUGUGCUGCAGCUCUUCUAGCCAGUGCAACAGAAAAAGAAAAUGACCCUUCUGAAGUAAGCGUUCCAGAUCCUGAGCAGGAACCAGCAUUAUCUAUUGAGUCUGAAACCAAAGUAGAGAGUUCUGCUGAAUCCAGGACUGAUAAUGAAAACAGCACUGGUGUAAUACAUGCAGAGGAAGCUAGCUUUGCAAUGGAAACAGACAAGCAUGAAGAGAAACAUGAAGAAGAGACCCAAGACAGCAGCCAGCAUCAGGAUAGUGAACCAAAGUUGAGAAAUACAGUAAAGAGAAAAAACAGACCAUGUUCUCUUCCUGUGUCUGAGCUGGAAACAGUUAUUGCUUCAGCUUGUGGAGAACCUGAAACACCUCGUACACAUUACAUAAGGAUUCAUAACUUGUUACAUAGUCUACCUUCUGCUCAGCUGGACAGAGAUGGAGAAGAAGAAGAAGAAGAAGAAGAAGAAGAUCAGAAUAGUGCAGAUAUUGAUGAAGAGUCAACAGUAAAGGAGGCAUCAGAGAAGGACAUUGUGAGCGAAACAGAAACUAUGGCAGCUGAUCCUUCUCUUGACAUUGUAGCCGAUGAAGGUGAUGAUCUAGAAAAUAGUAGAAGUACUUUACCCCAUGAUAUGUCUUCUGAUCACCUUCCUGUUUGCAACCAUCUCUGUUUAGAUGAAGAACACCCUAGGACUGAAAGUGAAAGUGAAUCUAGUCCAAGGGUUCAUGGGGACCAUGACUGUGACACUUGUGACACCUCAUGCUAUAGCACCUCCUGUUAUAGCACUUCUUGCUACAGUACCUCUUGUUAUAGUCCUUCCUGUUAUGAUAGUCAUAACCGUUUUUCCAGUCACACACGUUUCUCUUCUGUGGACAGUGCCAGAAUUUCUGAAAGUACUGUUUUCUCCUCUCAAGAUGAUGAUGAGGAGGAAAAUAGCGCAUUUGAAUCAAUGCCUGAUUCUAAUCAGAGCCCAGAGCCUGACCGGGAACAUGGUGAUGGCUCCAUUCAAUGGUCUGAUGAUCUAUCUAGUCAGAGUAUUACUUCAGAGAGGACUUCUGGUGCCCCUGAAUCUCCAGUUGCAGGGCCAAGCAGUAGGAGAGAAGGUGAAUGUCCUUUGCCACAUAAUGCCACUCCUGUUAGUCAGUUACCUUCUCUCCGGACAGAUCACCAUCAUUACCCCACCAUUGAUGAGCCGCUGCCACCAAACUGGGAGGCUCGUAUUGAUAGCCAUGGAAGAGUAUUCUAUGUGGACCAUGUGAAUCGCACCACAACAUGGCAGAGACCUACAACAGCUGCAACACCAGAUGGAAUAAGUAGAUCUGGGUCCAUCCAGCAAAUGGAGCAAUUAAACCGAAGGUAUCAAAAUAUACAGAGGACUAUUGCAACCGAGAGGCCGGAGGAAGAAGCUGAUGGAAGAAAUGAUAGAAUUCCUGGGAUUGGGGAUUCUGAAACUGACUUGUCACAACCAAAUUCAGAGCUAAGAAGAGAUGCAACGUUAACACCUAUAAAUUCCCAGAAAAUUACCUUAUUAUUGCAGUCCCCAGCUGUCAAGUUUAUAACACACCCUGAAUUUUUUACCGUGCUGCAUGCAAACUAUAGUGCCUACAGAGUCUUCACUAACAGCACCUGCUUGAAGCACAUGGUUCUGAAAAUCCGCAGGGAUGCCAGGAAUUUUGAACGCUAUCAGCACAAUAGGGACCUGGUGAACUUUAUUAAUAUGUUUGCUGACACAAGGCUUGAGCUGCCGCGUGGCUGGGAGAUUAAAACAGACCAACAAGGAAAGUCUUUCUUUGUAGAUCAUAACAGUCGAGCAACAACAUUCAUUGAUCCACGGAUCCCUCUUCAAAAUGGCCGCCUACCAAAUCACCUGACACACAGACAGCAUCUUCAGCGACUUCGAAGCUAUAGCGCUGGGGAGGCUUCAGAAGUGUCAAGAAACAGAGGGGCUUCUCUGCUAGCCCGGCCGGGAAAUGGUUUGGUAUCAGCAAUCAGAAGCCAACAUCCACAGGAAACAGUACCAUUAGCUUAUAAUGACAAGAUUGUUGCCUUUCUGCGACAGCCAAACGUAUUUGAAAUGCUACAGGAACGCCAACCCAGUUUAGCAAGAAAUCAUGCACUCAGGGAGAAGAUUCACUACAUUAGAACAGAGGGCACUCACGGACUUGAGAAAUUGUCUUGUGAUGCUGAUUUAGUUAUUCUUUUAAGCCUUUUUGAAGAAGAUAUCAUGUCAUACAUCCCACUACAGGCAGCCUUCCAUCCGGGAUACAGCUUUUCCCCUCGCUGUUCUCCGGGCUCCUCCCCUCAGAACUCCCCAGGGCUUCAGCGUGCUAGUGCAAGGGCUCCUUCCCCAUACAGAAGAGAUUUUGAAGCCAAGUUAAGAAACUUCUAUAGAAAACUUGAAGCAAAAGGAUAUGGGCAAGGUCCAGGGAAAAUUAAGCUUAUUAUACGGCGUGAUCAUCUUUUGGAAGGCACGUUUAACCAGGUUAUGGCUUACUCCCGCAAAGAGCUUCAGCGAAACAAGUUAUAUAUCACAUUUGUGGGAGAGGAGGGCCUGGAUUACAGCGGUCCUUCAAGAGAGUUCUUCUUCCUUCUCUCCCAGGAGCUCUUCAAUCCGUACUAUGGUCUAUUUGAGUAUUCAGCAAAUGAUACAUACACUGUGCAAAUUAGUCCAAUGUCUGCAUUUGUGGAAAACCAUCUUGAAUGGUUUCGGUUUAGUGGGCGAAUACUUGGCCUAGCUCUUAUUCACCAGUAUCUUCUGGAUGCCUUCUUCACAAGACCGUUUUAUAAGGCUCUUCUGAGGCUUCCAUGUGAUCUCAGUGAUCUGGAAUACUUGGAUGAAGAGUUCCACCAGAGUUUACAGUGGAUGAAGGACAAUGACAUCACAGACAUUUUGGACCUGACAUUUACGGUCAAUGAGGAAGUGUUUGGUCAGGUCACAGAGAGAGAGCUGAAGUCUGGAGGAACAAACAUACAAGUAUCAGAAAAGAAUAAGAAGGAAUAUAUAGAAAAGAUGGUGAAAUGGCGAGUGGAACGGGGAGUGGUUCAACAAACUGAAGCCCUUGUACGGGGUUUUUAUGAGGUUGUUGAUUCAAGACUGGUGUCAGUAUUUGAUGCAAGGGAGCUGGAGCUGGUCAUUGCAGGCACUGCAGAAAUAGAUCUCAUUGACUGGCGUAAUAAUACAGAGUACCGCGGAGGUUACCAUGAUGGACACAUUGUCAUCCGGUGGUUCUGGGCAGCUGUGGAGAGGUUUAACAAUGAACAGAGGUUACGACUCUUGCAGUUUGUCACGGGAACAUCCAGCGUGCCAUAUGAAGGAUUUGCAGCUCUGCGAGGAAGCAAUGGACUCAGGCGCUUCUGUAUAGAGAAAUGGGGGAAAAUAACAGCUCUUCCAAGGGCGCACACAUGCUUCAAUCGCCUGGAUCUUCCACCGUACCCAUCUUAUUCUAUGUUACAUGAGAAGUUGUUGAUAGCAGUCGAGGAGACAAGUACCUUUGGACUUGAAUGAGCAGAUGAAAGAACUUUUCCUGACUUGACUCCACCUUCCUAUUCCACAGACACAGGUUGUCGUUGUGGUCUUGUUUUCACAUUUCAUUUUUAUUUAUUUAUUUUUAUUUACUUCCUUUGGCGUUCUUGUUACAAAAGAAGCUACUUAUAAACAUGCAUGGGGAACUGGUUCCCUCCAAGAUCUUAUCUUUGUGCUUUCCUCCUCCAGUUUCAGCAAUCUACAAAGCCGUAUGCAAUAUAAAAAAAUAACAACUGGACUCGAGGCUCUGUAUAUCUGUGCAUACCUUCCAAAUAAAGUUAAACACAGCUGCAUAUUGCAACGCUCUGACCUAACCUUUGACUGCGUCUCUGAUCAAGAUGUAUCCCAUAGUUUAUGGUCUUGUAAUGCUGCAUUUUUCAACAAAUACACAAAGCAAAU
This is a messenger RNA of Nanorana parkeri, 5429 nucleotides long. RefSeq names its product HECT, C2 and WW domain containing E3 ubiquitin protein ligase 1 (gene HECW1). The coding region runs from base 225 to 5012 and encodes 1595 amino acids. Gene Ontology annotation, biological process: regulation of dendrite morphogenesis. Gene Ontology annotation, molecular function: protein binding; ubiquitin-protein transferase activity. The record is from RefSeq and is a predicted model, not a curated record. The transcript has 28 exons. NCBI's taxonomy places the organism in Eukaryota, Metazoa, Chordata, Amphibia, Anura, Dicroglossidae.